UAUUCGUUGUUUGUUGCUAUCAGUUCGGAGACCUUCCUCAAAAGGAAAUCUUUGAUUACUCGCACGUCCAGGGGCGUGCAGUUCUUCACCGUGGUCACCAUAGACAUGGCGCCAGAGCCACCACAGCUGGCAAUAGGGUCAACUUAUUGUUAUGGUAGAGCUGAGAAAGUACCAGAGGGACUUUUCCACUUUUCCAGCUGGUGUGGAGAGUGCCAACGUGAGAAGAGGGAGAGGCAACGACAGUCUGUUGCUGCAACCAAGCUGCUCCCGAACCCUAACAAUCCCAACCCAAAAUCGGCGAGGAGAAGCACACAAAGACAGAAAUCUGAAAACCCGAAUCCGACAAAACCCGACUCUGAAAACCUAGGGUUUACGAACAGAGCGACGAAAUCGAAGUGGUGUUUGCAUUAUCGAAAACAAAGCAAAGAAAAAAGUGAUAUUCGAGUUUACCUUGGCGAGGGAUGA
Molecule: messenger RNA, 465 nt
Organism: Striga asiatica
Lineage: Eukaryota; Viridiplantae; Streptophyta; Magnoliopsida; Lamiales; Orobanchaceae
Source: the annotation of a GenBank genome assembly